Messenger RNA from Polyodon spathula (Mississippi paddlefish), 2255 nucleotides. Its product is annotated as tumor protein D53 homolog. NCBI's taxonomy places the organism in Eukaryota, Metazoa, Chordata, Actinopteri, Acipenseriformes, Polyodontidae. The record is from RefSeq and is a predicted model, not a curated record. Gene Ontology annotation, biological process: positive regulation of apoptotic signaling pathway; positive regulation of MAP kinase activity. The transcript has 9 exons. Bases 115 to 798 code for a protein of 227 amino acids. Gene Ontology annotation, cellular component: cytoplasm.
GAGUCAGGGAUAGAGGCUGGGGACAGCUGCUAGAAGGAUUCGUUUCAAUAUAUCUGCAGAAAAAGGAACAACAUUUAUCUAAUAACAGGAACCAUACACUGGGAAAACACUGAGAUGGAGGCCAGGCAACAGGGUCUGCUGGAGACACAACCUCUGCAAGAAGUAGAUGAAGACAUUGUAGCAGAGGUUGACCUGAGCAACAGUGUUUCUGAUGAAGAAAGAGAAGAGAUGCAAGUAGAGCUAGACAAGCUAGAAGAGGAAAUCGCCACAUUGAGACAGGUUCUGGCUACCAAAGAGAAGCACCACGCUGAGUUAAAACAGAAACUCGGACUUAACCCACUAAGUGAAUUCAGACAGAACUUUAGUAAAAGCUGGCAUGAAAUGCAGACCUCCAUAGCGUACAAGAAGACACAGGAGACCCUAAGCACUGCCGGACAAAAGGCGUCAGCAGCUUUUAGUAAUGUAGGCAAUGCAAUCAGCAAGAAGUUCGGCGAUAUGAGCAUAAAUGGCCUUCAGAGUCUGUUCCCCAAAAGAUCACAGUCCAUUGGCUACUCUGUCCAUCAUUCAAUGAGCCUGCCGACAAUGAGGAAUUCCCCUAGUUUCAAGUCCUUUGAAGAGAAGGUUGAAAGCACUGUAUCCACUUUAAAGUCCAAAGUGGGAGUUCCAAGCAACAGUGGAGGAAGUUUUGAAGAGGUCCUGUCAUCCACUGCUCAUGCCAGUGCCCAGGACAUCCCUGCUGCUCCUACCAGGCUGACAGAGAGCAGUGAGCAGCAGUCUCCGAACACCGGCUCAUUCUGAGCACAGUGGGGUGGAGAAUCCCAAGAGAGACGAGGCCUAGGGGUUCAACUGACAGUAAAACUACUUUUAGAGGCCUGUAUUUUCAAACCUCACUGCUGGCACUUACAAAGGAUCAUAAGAGUGAAUAAAAAAACGAUUGCUUGCAUCAGGCUCACACAUAUCUUUUAGAAAGUGGCCUCAAAAGCAGUUCUACUUAAUAUGUUUAUAAACACAAUUGUGCAGUACUUUGAAUAUGAAAUGUUUCUUAAGUGGUCCUAUCAGUAUAAAUUAAUAUUCUAAAAAAACAUUCCUUUUUCAGUGCAAACAUGCAUAUUUAAAAAAAAAAAAACGGGAACAAAUGUUCAUGAUCUAAUUGUAAUAAUUUAUCAGUCAGAAAUCAAGUGUUGUACAAUCAGUAGUUUUGAGCAUGUGAUGAAGUUUUGCUGAUAUUUUUUUUGUCCAGAAUAUGAAUGAGAACAUUCACUACAAAUAACUACUAGUUGCUUUAUAUUGCUCCUAUUAUUUGAUUGGAGAAUCUAUGAAUUAACAUUAGUGAAAUAUAUAUUGAUACACAAGUUAAUAGUUUGUAGUAAUCAGCGCUAGUAUUUAAAAGAUUUCUAUGUAAUGCUUAAAGUAUUUAGAUAUGAAUUGUAACUUUUUUCAUAUUUAUUGAAGCUAAGUGCUGCAGAGAAAAAAAAACAUGUGUUUCUACAAAUUAUUAAGUCAUAAAAACAUGAAAAAAAAUCACAUAAUUUUACAUUUGUUGGCCCAUAGCCUAUGUCCAAACAUCACGCUGACAGACUGAUUAUGGUUAUGAAGUGGCUAAACCAAUCUGGGACGAGAAGUCAAAGCUAGCCAUGCAUCAUGGUAGUGAGACAAAUUAGGUAAAUCAAACCAAAAAACAAAAACUGUGAAAAGUGUGUAAAUGUGCAUUCUCAGGCUUGUGGUUGCACCUAAACUGGGCUUGAGAAUGGUCCCCAGAGGUCUCUAAUUAUCACCAGACAAGACUUUAAAGCCUUAUAGGUUUCAACAGGUUAUUAGCUCGUAAAAAUGUGUUUUUUUUUUGUUGUUUUUUUCACAUUUCUGUAUAUUAUACCUAGGUUACCUGUCCCAAUACUAUUGUCUAGCAAGGAUAUUGAAAGUAGCUCACAUUAUUUUAUUGUUGUAUUUAUAAAUCUGUCAUUUUACAUUCAGGUUUUAUUGUGGUUUUACAUGUGCUUGAACACUGGUUACCUCUAAAUGUUUUUUUUUUGUUUGUUUGUUUUUUACAAUAAUCUAUUUUAGGAUUGCAGAUAAGUUUGCACUUGUCCUUAUUAUAUUGUUGUGAAGAUCAAUAGACUUUGUGAGCACAAAUAUAUGUUGUGGUGUUAUUUAAAAAAAAAAACAUAAACAAAAAAACUUGUAGGUCAAACCAUAUCAAUUCCUGUGCAUAAGCUGUACAAUAUGCAGUUAUAAUAAAGUUAUUAAAAUAUACUGUA